CGUGGCCGUGGGACCAUUAUCCCGUUCCAGCUGGACAAAGAGACUGGACAGUCCGGGACAGCCCUGGCCGGCCGGAGCCAGCAGCGCUGGCACACCGUGGACCGCAGCGUCCGCAGCGCGGCCAUGGGCGAGUGGGGCUUCCUGAGCUCGCUGCUGGACGCCGUGCAGGAGCACUCGCCCAUGGUGGGCCGCUUCUGGCUGGUGGUGAUGCUCCUCUUCCGCAUCCUGGUCCUGGCCACCGUGGGCAGCGACGUCUUCGAGGACGAGCAGGAGGAGUUCGUGUGUAACACUCAGCAGCCGGGCUGCAAACCCGUGUGCUACGACGCCGCCUUCCCCAUCUCCCACUAUCGCUUCCUCGUCUUCCACGUCGUUGUGCUCUCGGCGCCCGCCGCCCUCUUCGUCAUCUUCGCCGUGCACCAGGCGGCCAAGCCGGGGCGCGGGGGGGCUCCCGGCCAGCGCGCCCGCCGCCUCCAGCCCUUCUACGUGGGCAGCGUGGUGGCUCGGAUCGCCGCCGAGCUGGGCUUCCUGCUGGGCCAGGCGCUGCUCUACGGCUUCAGGGUGCAGCCGCUCUUCGUGUGCCGCCGCCGGCCCUGCCCGCACCGCGUCGACUGCUUCGUCUCCCGCCCCACCGAGAAAACCGUCUUCAUCCACUUCUACUUCGUGGUGGGGCUGGUGUCGGCGCUGCUCAGCCUGGCCGAGCUCGCCCAUCUCCUGCGCAAGGGGCCCCCGGCCCGGCCCGGCUGCUGCCACCGGCGCCAGGAGCGGGGCCCGGCGCCGGGACAGCCGGCGGGGGCUGCGGACGGGCCCUGCGGUCCCCACCCGCGGGGAGACCUCACCGUGUGACCGGGCCCCGGCUGCGACGAGCUGAGCCCGGUCUCAGGCCGGCGGUGACUGCGGAUCUCCCUGCCCCGGAGGGGUCUCGGUCCUGGCCGUGCCCGGGAAUCCGGGCCGGGCCGGGCUGGGCCGUGCCCCGCUGCCCCCGGUUCCUGCUUGGGCGGCGGAUGGGCCUCACCCGGCAGCUGCUGGAAAAAAAAUACGGACAAAAAGAAAACAAACAGGUCCCAUCCCUGCCCAGCGGCAGGAACACCCCUGACCCCCCCAGCGCAGCACGGGAGGGCCAGGACUGCCCCCAGACCUUGUGCUGGGAGUGCCACAAACGCAUCAGGGCUGGCCCCUGGCUUGAAGGGACACGACUGUGGCCUCAGGAGUGGGAAGCUCAGAGCUUUAGGGUGCUGGGGGACCCCAAAGGGUUCUCACCCAGCCUUUGGGGAUGACCAGACAAGGAGAGCAAUAGGGGCGGGGGGGGAUCCUGGGCUACCCUCCUGCAGCUCUACACCCCCCCUCAACCAGGACUUGGGGUGCCACAGCCCGACCAUUCUCCUCCCCCCCCCUGCACCCCCUCCUCCCCUGAUACCCUCACAAGAAUAACGAGCCGGGCACUAGAAUAAAUAAACUUUAUUCUGGAGCCAGCCCCCCCCGUCCCCCCUCCCCGUUCUCCCCGUGCCGGCAG
Poecile atricapillus (Black-capped chickadee) is the source of this 1510-nucleotide messenger RNA. It is a transcript of the gene GJD3, whose product is annotated as gap junction protein delta 3. Gene Ontology annotation, cellular component: connexin complex. Gene Ontology annotation, biological process: cell communication. The record is from RefSeq and is a predicted model, not a curated record. The transcript has 2 exons. Lineage: Eukaryota; Metazoa; Chordata; Aves; Passeriformes; Paridae. Bases 124 to 843 code for a protein of 239 amino acids.